AUGCCGCCUCACCUCCAUCCCCGGUCCCGGUCGACCGCCUCCCUUUUUGCCACGACCCUCCUGGCUUCUCUGGUGGUUGUGGGUUUACCACACGUUUUCCCAUGCCCCGCCCCGCGUCGCACACUUGCCGAUUCCGAGAUGAUGGUCACAGCGGAUGGACAACAAGUACAGAGAAUUAGGCGACGGAGGAGGAAGGAUGUAGAGAUGUUCGACCGGGAAAACACACCAUACCCAGCACCUCAACCGGCCGACGAAGAGGUGUCGACUUUCUUCCAGAUGGAAGCGGAAGCAGAGAAAUUAGAACAUGUCCGGAGGCAAUGUCCAGUGCCUAAACCUAGUGGCGUUCUAGGGGACUUACUAGGAUUCUCGAAUCAGAAAGAUACUGAAAUCGAUUGGACGACCUACAUGCAACAAGUAUCGCUGUAUAUCUCUGGCGAACGUGAUUACACCUUGAUCAGAGGCUCGACCGGACCCCUCGUCUAUCCCGCCGCGCACGUAUACAUCUACAGCGUCUUCUAUCACCUCACUGAACAAGGGCGGGAUAUCAUUUAUGGCCAGAUACUGUUUGGUUUGCUUUAUAUUACUGUUCUUGGAUUGGUAUUGGCGUGUUAUCGACAAACGGGUGCCCCGCCGUAUCUAUUCCCACUGCUUAUGCUUUCGAAACGGCUUCAUAGUAUAUUUGUGCUGCGGUUGUUUAACGAUGGCGUCGCAGCCCUGGCUAUGUGGGGUGCUGUCCUGCUGCUCAUGAAUAGGAAAUGGACAGCUGGGGUUGUUGUUUGGUCGGUGGGAGUUGGGAUCAAGAUGACAGUGUUGCUUCUUGCGCCAGCGAUUGCUGUAGUCACGGUGCUCAGUCUAGGUUUGCUGCCGAGUAUUAGACUGGGAAUCGUAGCGGUGCUUGUCCAGAUUUGUCUGGCAAUUCCCUUUCUCCAAGCAGACCCUGUAGGAUACGUUUCGCGCGCGUUCGAACUAACCAGGCAGUUCAUGUUCAAAUGGACCGUCAAUUGGAGAUUUGUGGGUGAAGAGAUCUUUCUAUCUAAGAACUUCUCGCUUAGUCUUCUAGCGCUACACGCUGUCCUCUUGACUACCUUCCUUUUCACGACCUGGCUGAAACCAUCAGGAUCCAACCUAUUCGGAUUCCUCCGCAACACGGUCAAGGGACGCCAGCGCACAGUGGCACUCUCCAGAACAUUCAUCAUGACGGUUAUGUUGACAUCUCUCGCGAUUGGGUUGUUAUGCGCAAGGUCUCUCCAUUACCAAUUCUUUGCUUAUCUCGCAUGGGCGACACCCUUCCUGCUUUGGAGAGGUGGAUUUCACCCUGUGUUGAUAUACGCAGUGUGGGCAUUGCAGGAAUGGGCCUGGAAUACGUAUCCCAGCACCAUCACCAGUUCUCUCGUUGUUGUUCUCUCACUUGCUGCUCAGGUUCUUGGUGUUUUGACGAAAGGGUCCAAGGCACUCGAUGCUCAUUACCAAAGGCCUGACAGUAAAGCCAAAGCUCACACGCAAUAA
Molecule: messenger RNA, 1506 nt
Organism: Aspergillus ruber CBS 135680
Lineage: Eukaryota; Fungi; Ascomycota; Eurotiomycetes; Eurotiales; Aspergillaceae
Product: glycosyltransferase family 58 protein
Exons: 3
Coding region: 1-1506 (501 amino acids)
Cellular component (GO): endoplasmic reticulum
Molecular function (GO): dol-P-Man:Man(5)GlcNAc(2)-PP-Dol alpha-1,3-mannosyltransferase activity
Source: RefSeq, a predicted model, not a curated record